Messenger RNA from Amphiprion ocellaris (clown anemonefish), 1081 nucleotides. It is a transcript of the gene cimip2b, whose product is annotated as family with sequence similarity 166 member B. The coding region runs from base 216 to 1040 and encodes 274 amino acids. Lineage: Eukaryota; Metazoa; Chordata; Actinopteri; Pomacentridae. The transcript has 6 exons. The record is from RefSeq and is a predicted model, not a curated record.
GACAAACCGUCAGAAGUGCAAACUACAGCUGCUGUGGUUGUUACUGCACAGAAAACCUACAGUCUGAAUGUUCCUAAACACUGUAAAUUCAUCAUAACACCCCUGACUGAGUAUUACAGCAGAGUUGUGUAUAAAAACCUCCAUGACAGCAGCAGUUUGUUUGACUCUCUCUCUGUAGCAACCAGAAACCAGCUCAGACCUGCAGCUGCUCAGACAUGGACAGAUACGGACCUAAGGUUGGAAAAGCUCUGCUCACACCGAAGCCACACUUUAUCCCGGGUUACACGGGGUAUUGCCCACAGCUGAAGUUUAACAUUGGAAAGUCGUACGGAAAGCUGACGGCUGAGCUGCUGACCCGUCCUGAGGUUGUUUCCUCUGAACAAACUGACACCAGUCUGACACUGAGAGGCCUCGCUGACAGUAACCUGAAGAGGAUGAUACCUGGAUACACAGGUUUUAUUCCAAAAAGUCAGAACUACUUUGCCUGCACCUACUCUGAAAUAUGCCACAAAGCCCUGACUGAGUUCUGCCAGGAAAGACAAGCGAAGCUCCAACAGCAGUCGGAGGAGCUGCCAGCUGCUGUCAGCUCCAGGAUUCAACAGAUUGACAGAACCAAACCACCUGUGAUACCGAUCACCAACAAAUCGAUCUCCUCUGAGCCUGUACAGAUGUUCACACCACCUGGACGACCGUAUUCUAUGGAUGAUGACAACCCACACAAGCACUUCAUCUCAGGAUUUACAGGGCAUGUGCCAAAAUCUCGCUUCCUGAUUGGCAAAGGCUACCCCAUUAUCACCAAGCAGGCACUGAUCCAGUCUGGAAAGCAGCAGAGUUAUCUUACAUCCAAAGACCUUCCAGACAGGAAGAACAGUGCAGCAACUCCACUGCCUUCUAUCUAUCCAUCCAACAGAGGUGUGGUGCCAUCAUUCGCAGGACACAUCCCAGGAUACAAGUUCAUGUACGGGCAAACCUUUGGUCAGCUUUCCAAGAAUGCACUGGAAAAGAGCGGCAUCAAAAGGAUCCUUCUGGAAAAGCCAUAAAAAAAAAAAAACGGCACGGCAAUAAGAUGAUCAAUAAAGCG